AUGGCGCAACGUUACCAGCAGCAGGUGACCGUGGGAUGGAUUGCUCCCAUGGCCUUGGAGCUGACGCCCGCCCUUGCAGUCUUGGAGAACUACGAGCAGGUAGCCACGGACGACGAGAUGACUUACUACGUCGGCAAGAUUGGGGCACACUUCGUUGUUGUGACAGUGUGCCCAAGGAUUGGCACCACUCAAGCGGCUUCAACCGUUACCCACAUGCCACAACUUGGCGGCCAGCAGAAACGAGACUUCAGUGACCCAGGCGGCAAGAACGACUACCUCUUCCCAGAUCGUUACCUGCACCAGGUUGAGGAUAAGCUGUGUAAACUCCUCAUCUUAUUUCAAACCGACCCCGAACCACGCGAUAUGGCGACGCGCCACGCCCUGACCAGGACGCAGCCACACUGA
Molecule: messenger RNA, 405 nt
Organism: Parascedosporium putredinis
Lineage: Eukaryota; Fungi; Ascomycota; Sordariomycetes; Microascales; Microascaceae
Source: the annotation of a GenBank genome assembly